UUUGUGUCUCACACUCCAGUCCAGCAGGUGGCGGUCGUGCACUUUCAAAGUGGGAUACGAAGGGACAUAAACACCAAGAAGAAGAAGAAGAAGAAGAAGGAAGUAGGCAGUGCUCGUUCAUAAACCCAUUCCGGAGGGUGAAAGGGAGAAGAAGGUGUCAUUCCCUGUAACUGUCCCAGUUUUUGGAUGUGACAGAAGAGACACGAAUGUCAUGGCAAGAAAGACCAGAAAUAUUAAGGAGGAGGUGGACUGUGAAUGGGGAUAUGUCCACCCUGCUCAUGGGAGUCUGUCCGUUAAAGAUGAGGAUUGUGAACAGGGGGCCGUGCCCAUUAAGGAAGAAAUUGACGAGAAACCUGUCAUCGGUAAUAUGCAGAAACAUACAAUUAAACACAGAGUCGAGAAAGAAGACCUUCAUUUAGGGUCUCUCUCUCAUCCUGGUAGUAAAGAUGGAGGUGUGACAGGAUUAGUCUCCCCUCAGAGUGGAAACUGUUCUGUCCAGGAGUAUUCUGUCAGUGUGGAGUCUGAUGUUGAUUUAGACACAAAGACCACUGAGGAAGUAUCAAGGAGAAGAAUGCCAGGCGGUCAACCAUCAUCUACAAAUCAAUGUGGAGAAGAUAUACAGAAGAGUCCCAGCUUGUCCCCCUCUUUGUGUGUUCAGAUUUCACUCCAUGACAGACAGCAACGAACACCACAUGCUGAAAAUAUGAAGAAAAUGGCAUCUGGACCACAAACUUUGUCACCAGCCUCUCUGCAGUUUUUUCCUCAGCCGGUUGUCAAACAAACAAAAAUGGGCAUAAUUAAUACUCGAGAACAGGAGCAAAAUUUCAAUUCAGGAGCUUAUGUUUGCCAAAACCAAAGGAAACAUUUGAAAAGGAAAUCCAAAUUUGAAGGAAAUCAGUUAAACCUUACAGAUCAACACCAAUAUUGCUGUUCUGAGUGCGGCAAACAGUUUUUAAAAAAGAAACCUCUUGAGAUCCACCAAAGAGUUCAUAGUGGAGAGAAGCCAUAUUGCUGUUCACAAUGUGGCAAACAAUUCUCUUACAAGAGCAGCCUUAACACCCACAUGAGAACUCACACCGGAGAAAAGCCUUAUUGGUGUUCUGAAUGUGGUAAGGGAUUUUUUAACAACAGCCGUCUUCGGAGGCAUGCCAGAAUUCAUUCUGGGGAGAAACCAUAUUGCUGCCCCGAAUGUGGCAAAAGAUUUUGUGUCAAGAGCAAUCUUAAGAGCCACAUGAAUUGCCACACAAGAAUGAAGUCAUAUUGCUGUUCUGAAUGUGGAGCACAAUUUGCAUUUAGCAGCCAUCUGAAAAACCACCAAAGAGUUCACACAGGAGAGAAACCAUAUUGCUGUUUGGAAUGUGGAAAACAAUUUUCACAGAUUGGUGCUCUACAAACCCACAAAAGAAUUCAUACUGGAGAGAAGCCAUAUUGCUGCUCCGAAUGUAGCAAAAGAUUCUCCGACAAGAGCAGUCUUAACUUUCAUAUGAGAAAUCAUACGGGCGAGAAGCCAUAUUGCUGUUCAGAAUGUGGAAAGCGAUUCUCGCAAGCGAGCAAUCUUCAGAGCCACAAAAGAAUUCAUACUUCUGAGAAGCUGUAUAGCUGUUGUGAAUGUGGCAAACAGUUCUUAUACAGGACUAGUCUUAACACCCACAUGACCGUUCACACUGGAGAGAAGCCAUAUUGCUGUUCUGAAUGUGGGAAACGAUUUUCAAUACUGAGCAAUCUUCGCAGACACACAAAAAAUUCCCACCAGAGAGAAGCCAUGUUGCUGUUAUGAAUGUGGGAAACGAUUUUCAAUACUGAGCAAUCUUCGCAGACACACAAAAAAUUCCCAUCAGAGAGAAGGCAUGUUGCUGCUUUAAAUAUGGCAAACGAUUUUCACGAAGUUAGCCAUCUUCAGAAACGCACACUGUAAAGAAGACACAUUCUGGGUGUAGUGAGUAAUUUUUAAAAACGAGCAAUCCUGAGAGAGAAACAAAAGUAUAUCAAAAGGAAAGUAAAUAGUAAGUCUACAAAUAUACUGAUUUACAUUUUGCUCCAGCCAAACUUAAAUCAAGAGCAAACCCAUGGAUGGUGUAGCAGUGGUGAACAAAAACCAACUUAUCAUAGCUGAACUCCAUAGUGACCUGUGAACAGAGUGCUACAAGAUACCAGCAGAGGGGAAAAAAGUGCCAGAGUGAGACACUGGGACCACCUCACAGAUAGAAUAAUGGAAAUGAAAAAGGUACUGGUCACAUGGUAUACACCAAUCCCAACUAAUCCCAAAAUUGAUGCUGGGUAACCGGACAAUGUUCUUACAGGGAAAUGGAAGUUUUAGUUCAAAGUGACAAGUCCAUGCUGAUAUUUGAAGGGAGUUAACAAUAGAAAAUGACAUGAAAUGUAAAUGAAGUUACGUGAGGUCAGUGCAGUGUUGUGACGAAUUUCAAGGAAAACCCAGGUGGGCCCUUUUACCCCCUUGACUUGUGUGAUGCGUAUCCUCAUCUCUGAAAGCUGCGUUUUCUUCAUACCUCCUCUCACGUCAUCAAUCUGCUAUUUCUUUGUUCUACUUCUAGGCCUCUUCUAUUUUUAUUUUUAUAGGCAGCCACUAUUUGAUAUUGAUUAAAGUUUUUUUGUUUAUUCUGUAUUUAGUUGAAUUCUGCUUUGAUGAUCCAAUUCACUUGGGUAUUCUGUUCACUGUAUGUGGAAAUCAUAGGAAUUAUAUUUUGCUUUCCUUUAUUAUUUGAUCCUUUUUGGAAGUCUUUAAGACUAUUCCUAAGUAGGGUUCUUGUAUAACCUCUUCUUCUUAGUGCCUGAAAUCAUAUUCUGGUAGAUUUCAUGAAGUCCUGUGGUGUAGAACGAAUUCUUUUAUAUCUUAAAAGUUGCAACUUGAUGAUGCUUUUGUGAGUGUGAGAGGGGUGGAAACUAUCCUUGUGAAGGAGGCCAUGAGUAUCUGUGUCCUUGAAGUACACUCUAGUCUGCAGAUCCUCAUCUGAUUUUAUACACGUCGGUGUCAAGGAAAUGUACUGAAUGGUUACUUACAGAGCAUCCGGAAAGUAUUCCCAGCGCAUCACUUUUUCCACAUUUUGUUAUGUUACGGCCUUAUUCCAAAAUGGAUUCAAUUCUUUUUUUUUCCUCAGAAUUCUACACACAACACCCCAUAAUGACAAAGUGAAAAAAGUUUGAGGUUUUUGCAAAUUUAUUAAAAAUAACAAAACUGAGAAAUCACAUGUGCAUAAGUAUUCACAGCCUUUGUUGAUGCACAUUUGGCAGCAAUUCCAGCCUCAAGUCUUUUUGAAUAUGAUGCCACAAGCUUGGCACACCUAUCCUUGGCCAAUCAAGAACAGGGAUACCAUGGUCCUUAAACCAGGUACUGGUAGCUUUGGCACUGUGUGCAGGUGCCAGGUCCUGUUGGAAAAUGAAACCUGCAUCUCCAUAAAAUUCGUCAGCAGCAGGAAACAUGAAGUGCAGUAAAACUUCCUGGUAGACACCUGCGUUGACCUUUGGACCUCAGAAAACACAAUGGACCAACACCAGCAGAUGACAUGGCACCCCAAACCAUCACUGACUGUGGAAACUUUACACUGGACCUCAUGCAACGUGGAUUCUCUUCCUCCAGACUCUGGGACCUUGAUUUCCAAAGGAAAUGCAAAAUUUACUUUCAUCAGAGAACAUAACUUUGGACCACUCAGCAGCAGUCCAAAGGCGAGACGCUUCUGACGCUGUCUCUUGUUCAAGAGUGGCUUGACACAAGGAAUGCGACAGCUGAAACCCAUGUCUUGCAUACGUCUGUGCGUGGUGGUUCUUGAAGCACUGACUCCAGCUGCAGUCCACUCUUUGUGAAUCUCCCCCACAUUUUUCAAUGGGUUUUGUUUCCCAAUCCUCUCCAGGGUGCGGUUAUCCCUAUUGCUUGUCCACUUUUUUCUACCACAUCUUGUCCUUCCCUUCGCCUCUCUAUUAAUGUGCUUGGACACAGAGCUCUGUGCACAGCCAGCCUCUUUAGCAAUGACCUUUUGUGUCUCGCCCUCCUUGUGCAAGGUGUCAAUGGUCGUCUUUUGGACAACUGUCAAGUCCGCAGUCUUCCCCAUGAUUGUGUAGCCUACAGAACUCGACUGAGAGACCAUUUAAAGGCUUUUGAGUUAAUUAGCUGAUUAGAGUGUGGCACCAGGUGUCUUCAAUAUUGAACCUUUUCACAAUAUUCGAAUUUUCCGAGAUACUGAAUUUGGGACUUUCAUUAGUUGUCAGUUAUAAUCAUCAACAUUAAAAGAAAUAAACAUUUGAAAUACAUCAGUCUGUGUGUAAUGAAUGAAUCUGAUAUACAAGUUUCACUUUUUGAAUGGAAUUACUGAAAUAAAUCAACUUUGUCAUGGUAUUCUAAUUUUAUG
Molecule: messenger RNA, 4361 nt
Organism: Erpetoichthys calabaricus (reedfish)
Lineage: Eukaryota; Metazoa; Chordata; Cladistia; Polypteriformes; Polypteridae
Product: gastrula zinc finger protein XlCGF57.1-like
Exons: 3
Coding region: 212-1777 (521 amino acids)
Source: RefSeq, a predicted model, not a curated record